Messenger RNA from Oldenlandia corymbosa var. corymbosa, 1029 nucleotides. Lineage: Eukaryota; Viridiplantae; Streptophyta; Magnoliopsida; Gentianales; Rubiaceae. The record is from the annotation of a GenBank genome assembly.
AUGGAUGAAUCCGGUGAUUCCCAACAUCAGCCGGCGAUCGACCCAAGAAGUGGAUUCUGCAAAUCAAACUCUACUUUCUACAGCAAGCGGCCGGGGGUCGCACUUCCCCAUAACCCUUCUCUGGACUUGACAACUUUCAUUUCAUCCCGUCCUCACAGUGUUUGCCAAUCCGUUCUUUCCCUCGGGGCUAUCAUGACCACCACUAACCCACUCAACACCGGCGGCGAAAUAUCCAAACAACUAUCCGAAUCCAGACCCGUCCUAGCCUUCACCGUCCCGGAGCUCCUCCCAAAGCUUGCCCAAGCCAUCUCCGGCGAUCUCGUGUCACCUGAAGAGCAUGAUGAGGAAGAAGAGAGAUUCGGGUCAGGAACGAUUGGGUCCACCGUGGUGGUCCUGUCUAAAUUCGACAUGGACGAGAUGCUUUGGGCCGUGGAGAAGUAUAAGGCCACGUAUUUGCCACUGGUGCCGCCGAUUUUGAUCGGAAUGAUCAACAAGGCCGACGAGAUCAAGGCGAAAUACGACGUCAGGAGCUUGAGGACGGUUUUAUGCGGCGGGGCCCCGAUGAGUUGGGACACGGUUGAGGGGUUCGCCGAGAAGUUUCCCGGCGUGACAAUCAUGCAAGGGUACGCGUUGACGGAGUCAAACGGCGCUGGGUCUUCCACGGACACCAUGGAGGAGAGCCGGAGGUACGGCACGGCUGGGCUUCUGUCGCCGGGGAUUGAAGCGAAGGUCGUUGACCCGGAAAGCGGGAAGGCACUUGGAGUGAAUCAGACCGGUGAACUGUGGAUCAGAGGACCCACUAUCAUGAAAGGUUAUUUGGGGAAUGAAGAAGCAACAGCAUCAACUCUAACUUCAGAAGGAUGGUUAAGAACGGGAGAUUUGUGUUAUAUAGAUGAUGAUGGUUUCCUUUUCAUCGUCGACAGGCUUAAGGAACUCAUCAAAUACAAAGGCUAUCAGGUUGCUCCAGCUGAACUUGAAGCCUUGUUACUUGGUCACCCAGAUAUAACCGAUGCCGCUGUAAUUCCGUAA